CAACGAUAUCUGGGACUGGAUAAGAGAGCUCUUGCCGCAGACGAAGUGCAACACUCUCGAACAAAACUGCCGGUGCAAUUCUCUCACCCAUGGCUUCGCUGGCUUCCCGCUUGCGCAUUUCUCUGCAAAAUGGGCAACGUAUGAAACUGUCUCCAUGCGUGCUUCGGCCUGGCCUCAGUAAAAAUCGGACUGUCCUUGUGAAGGCGACGGUCGAGGUUGCCCAAGUUGCAGGCGCCCUGACCUCAGCUGACAUUGCAAGCGCACUCUCAACAGUUCCCCUGCAAGACGCUUCAAAAUUUUUACUCGAGCACCCCGUCGCAACGUUCAGCCUUUCGGUAGCUGCGCUCUUCAUCCUACCCAAACUAAUCGAGGCUUUCAUCCGGUACCUCGCCGCCCCCGUCGCCAUCGCCCUGCUGGCCUUCUAUGUCCUGGAGUUCCCCGAGGACUCGGCCGUCAUCAUCACCACGGUACUGGACUGCAUCAACUCCAACCCCGAGGUGACCUCCGUGGUGGUUAUCGGCCUGGCACUCUUCGGUCUGGCUCCGGCGCUCUUGACAGCCCUGGGCGCCACUGCGCUGGUUUACGCGCUCUUGUCGGUGUCCUUCGGUACUCAGCUUCCUGAGGUCCGGGAGAUGCAGGGCUCCUUUGGGGAGACGGUGACCAAGGUGCAGAUUUUCAGCAGCAUUGCCGCGAAGCGCUUUGAGCAGCUGCUGAAAUGA
Messenger RNA from Volvox carteri f. nagariensis, 719 nucleotides. RefSeq lists its product as uncharacterized. The transcript has 5 exons. The coding region runs from base 90 to 719 and encodes 209 amino acids. NCBI's taxonomy places the organism in Eukaryota, Viridiplantae, Chlorophyta, Chlorophyceae, Chlamydomonadales, Volvocaceae. The record is from RefSeq and is a predicted model, not a curated record.